UUGGCGCCAGCGCGGAAGCUGGUUUCAUUGGGCUCGGAACCGAGGCGGAUAAAAGCAGCCACAGCGAUGACUAGACGAAGUGGCCGCCAGCGCAAAAGGUCUGAAAAUGCAUCCAGACGGAAAGGCAAAGUGAGAAAGCAAAGCAACAGAAAAAUGGAUCAGCCGCUGGCGAAGCUGCAACUCGACAAGAACCGGGCGAUUCUCGAAGGUGUUUCUCAACCAUGUCUCAUCGGGUCUCCUGAAAAGACAAAAGCGUUGGACUUUCCUGCUCUCACAUCCUCAGAGUCGAUGAUUCGGUGUCCUCUUCGCAGUUCUGACGCUCCUCAUGAGAUUUCGCCGAUCCUCGACAAGCGGGGUCGCAGUCUAAGCUUCAUUGAGAAACACCCGACCCUACAACCCAGAAUGAGAUCGAUCCUCCUCGACUGGUUAAUCGAGGUGAGUGAAGCCUACACUCUUCACCGGCAGACCUUCUACCUGGCCCAGGAGUACUUUGACCGCUUCAUGCUGACCCAGAGCAACAUUGAAAAGGGAAUUCUGCAGCUCAUCGGGGUCACCUGCCUGUUUAUAGCCUCCAAGAUGGAGGAAUCUUCUCCUCCAAAGCUCUCGGACAUGGUCUACGUGACCGCAGGAACCUACUUUGAAGAAGAAGUCCUUCAAAUGGAGCUCAUUAUUCUGAAGGAGUUGCAGUGGAACCUUUGUCCUGAAACCCUGGUGUCUUGGCUCCAGGUCUACUUUCAGCUUGCAUCGAUGGACACACACUCAGACCUGCUGGAGCCGCAUUUCCCGGUAGACGUUUUCCUGCUGAUGACACGACUGUUAGAUCUGUGCGUCCUCGACUUAAACUCUUUGAACUUCGAGUACCGAGUGUUGGCUGCCUCCGUCCUGUGUCACUUCAUACCCCCAGAAACAGUUGAAGAGGUUUCAGGUUUGCCGAUAGACGCCCUGCGGCCCUGCAUGAGCUGGAUGGCUCCCUUUGUGGACUCGGUGGGUCUCUUAGGCAAGGUCACGCUGAGGGAUUUCAACAACGUGAAGACUGAAGACAGACACAACAUCCAGACGCACGCAAACUACAUGAGCAUGCUGGACGGCGCCAGUCAAAAGAUGCUGAAUGGCCAGAUUCCAACUCCACCGAGCAGCACGGAGAAAACCCACUGAACCGAAGGAGGACGACUGACGUGAACUCAGGGCUGAUGAACAACAAACACUGAUUCUGUUUACUACAGGGAAGAAAAAAAACAGUCUGACUGCGAACAUGAAACAUUUCAGCAUUAUUCAGGAUGAUGAUGAUUCUGUGUUUUGAGAGACUCUUGAAUCUUGGCCAAAGCUUUUCUUCUUUUUUGUCUUUUAUGGGUUUUGUAUUUUGUUGUUUUUGUUGUUUUUUAGCUUCUUUUUAGUAACUGCUUUGCUGAAGAAAAGAGAAAAUGUCAAAAAAAAAUUGAGUGUCAAGGUUUAAGGUGAAAGCCAUUUCUGGCUGUGAUGUGCAAUUGUUUUUACUUUUUUAAAAUUUGUUGUUUUUUUCUUUUUAAAUGUUGAGGAAACACACGGAGACACUGCUUCAGGGUCAGAGGAAAUGUUCAAUAGUUUUUAGCGGGUUACUGCCUCCUAUUUUACUCGACUCUUAAAUGAACUGAACUUGAAAACACGCGAUGUACAAACAAAGAUGAAUGAUGUUCUCUGCACGAACCGAUGCAUUAUUUGUGUAACUCAGGGCGUUUUAUUUCUUGUAAGAAUUCACUUCACAUGACUUCAAGUGAACAAAUGAACAGCUGUAUUUAUUUAGUUUACUUUCAACCGCAAAAUAAAAAAUGUACAUUCCCUCCCCUCAAA
Stegastes partitus (bicolor damselfish) is the source of this 1827-nucleotide messenger RNA. Its product is annotated as G1/S-specific cyclin-E2-like. The record is from RefSeq and is a predicted model, not a curated record. NCBI's taxonomy places the organism in Eukaryota, Metazoa, Chordata, Actinopteri, Pomacentridae. The transcript has 12 exons. The coding region runs from base 67 to 1155 and encodes 362 amino acids.